Thlaspi arvense is the source of this 1918-nucleotide messenger RNA. NCBI's taxonomy places the organism in Eukaryota, Viridiplantae, Streptophyta, Magnoliopsida, Brassicales, Brassicaceae. The record is from the annotation of a GenBank genome assembly.
UCAACCUUCAGGGUCAACGGCUUAAUGUCCUUUCCUUCUUCCCUCCGGUGUUUUUUCCUAUUUCCGGCAAUGGCGGAGCUCCGAAAAUCUGGCACUGCUUUAACGAAUCAAUCGGAAAGGAAGUGAGAGGGAUAAAGAGAGAUAGAGACAGAUCUGCUGUUUUUUUAGAUAUGGGUAAGCUCAGAUUCUUCCAAAGUCUCCUAUUUUCGACGGCGAUCUGCUUUUUCAUUCCCCUAAUCGCCGCAAGAGGCGGCCACUCCGACUAUAUCCGGCCAGGUGAUGGAAACUCUAGUUUUCAUAGUACUGCGAGGCAAUUGAUUUCGCGAGAAGAGCCACGACCGAGUCUGGAAUUAACUCGUGGAUACAUGACGAAUGGUGAUCUUGAGAAAGCAAUGAAAGAUUUCACCAAGAGAUGCAGCAAGAUCUCGAGAUUAUACAGCAUCGGGAAGAGUGUCAAUGGAUUUCCUUUGUGGGUCAUAGAGAUUUCAGACAGGCCUGGAGAGAUAGAGGCUGAACCUGCGUUCAAGUACAUUGGGAAUGUACAUGGAGAUGAACCUGUAGGGCGUGAGAUGUUAUUACGUCUUGCAAACUGGAUUUGUGAUAACUAUGGGAAGGAUCCAUUGGCUAAAACGAUUGUAGACAAUGUUCAUCUUCAUAUAUUGCCGUCACUGAAUCCAGAUGGAUUUUCAGUCAGGAAACGUAAUAAUGCAAACAACGUCGAUCUUAAUCGCGACUUCCCUGACCAGUUGAAACUUGGUUGGUUUUGGUUACUCAUAGUCUCACUAGUCACGUUUGGCUUGCUUAACACAUACCUAAUGUUGCAGUUCUUUCCCUUAAAUGAAGACUUGAGUUUGAGGCAACCUGAAACUACGGCAGUAAUGACUUGGAUUAGAGAUAUACGAUUCACAAUGUCGGCUACUCUGCAUGGGGGUGCCCUUGUCGCAAACUUUCCAUGGGAUGGUACGGAGGAUAAGAGGAAAUACUAUUAUGCUUGUCCCGAUGAUGAGACAUUCCGGUUCUUGGCACGUAUUUAUAGCAAAUCUCACCGUAAUAUGUCUUUGAGCAAAGAAUUUGAGGAAGGAAUCACAAAUGGAGCAUCCUGGUACCCAAUAUAUGGUGGUAUGCAGGAUUGGAAUUACAUACAUGGAGGAUGCUUUGAAUUGACUCUGGAGAUAAGUGAUAACAAGUGGCCUCGUGCCUCAGAGCUUCCCACCAUUUGGGAAUACAAUAGAAUGAGCAUGCUGAAUCUUGUUGCAAGCCUAGUGAAGACAGGAGUUCAUGGACGGAUCUUUUCGUUAGACCAGGGAAAGCCACUUCCUGGGCUUGUUGUGGUCAAGGGAAUUAACUAUACGGUUAAAGCUCAUCAAGCUCACGCAGACUACCACCGUUUGCUUGCACCUGGACAAAAUUAUGAAGUGACGGCGUCGUCUCCUGGAUACAAACCGAGAACAACAAGUGUGUGGUUAGGUGAAAACGCUGUGACCGCUGAUUUCAUUCUCAUCCCAGAAGCAAGUUCCGGAGGCAAACUACUGAGAAGCAUCUGUGACUGUAGCUGCGGUCAGCCGCUUCUAACGCACUUAUUCAUGGAGACGAAUAACGGAAUCGCGUUUACGCUUGUGGUGGUUGUAGCGUUCCUGUGUUUUUUGUUGCAAAGAAGAGUGAGAUUUAACCUAUGGAAGCAGAGACAAUCCUCUAGAAGGUCAUCAAUAACUGUAUGAUUUUAUAGGUAUUAUACAAUAACACGAAUCGUUAGAGUCUACUAAGCAAAACCAGAAUCCCAACAUCUAAAUUCAUUCCUCGUGUAGUUUUUUUUUCUUUCCCCAUAAUUUUCAUACGAUUGAACAUGUUCUUUGAAUUACACUUGAAAAAAAAAAUAGAGUUUUAUUUUUGGGUUUUGGUGUUUGAUCUCAUCUCUUAG